AUGGAUCACAUACUGGUGGCGUUCAUGUUGCUCUGGAGCUCAGGUCUCCAGAUAGAGGAAGAUGAUACUUUCAAAGAGAUUGAUGAUAUCCGCUUGCUGGGAGGAUCCAGCCGCUGUUCUGGUUUGCUGCAGGUGAAGAGCCAGGGAGUUUGGAGAGAAGUGGAUGACCGUGGCUGGGACCUGAAGUUAGCAGAUGAAGUUUGUAGACAGCUGGACUGUGGUUCUGCGGUUCAGGCUUCGUCAGCAUCACCUACAUCUUCAUCUCCAUGGAGCAUCCCACCUUCCUGUCUUAACUCUAAAUCUAGACUGAGGAAAUGUUUAACAAAAAGGUCAAAGACUUUUUCUGCCAGUUUGGAGAUCAUCUGCUCAGAGUCUGUCAGACUGGUUAAUGGGACUAGUCUGUGUUCAGGCAGACUGGAGGUGAAGUCUAACCAUUUGUGGUCCUCAGUGUGUGAAGAUGACUUUAACCAGCAGGAUGCAGAGGUGGUCUGUAGGGAGCUUGGCUGUGGGGCUCCUUCAGUCCUCCAAGGGACUGUUUAUAGACAAAUGCGAGUUCCAGUGUGGACCAAAGAGUUCCAGUGUGGAGGCCAUGAGUCUGCUCUCCUGGAUUGUCAGAUUGACAGCUCAGGCUCAGCUAGAGACACCUGCUCAUCUGGCAAAGCUGUUGAACUCACCUGCUCUGAGCCCGAUAAUGUCCGGUUGGUGGGAGGAUCCACUCGCUGUGCUGGUGAACUGGAGGUGAAACAACAGGAAGAGUGGGAAAAGGUGGACGACCAAACGUCUGGCUGGAAUCUAAAGACAGCAGAUGUUGUGUGUGAACAACUGGACUGCGGCUCUGCUGUUUCUACAGGUUUGAGGAGGAGUGACUUUUAUGGAUAUAUAUGGCGGAUCAGAUCAACUUGUCUUCAGUCCAAGUCUGCAGUUAGGGAAUGUGUAUUUACAAAGUCUGGAACUUCAAAUUUAAACCUGGAGCUCAAGUGUUCAGAGUCUGUCAGGCUGGUUAAUGGGACUCGUCUGUGUUCCGGCAGACUGGAGGUGAAGUCUAACCAUUUGUGGUCCUCAGUGUGUGAAGAUGACUUUAACCUGCAGGAUGCAGAGGUGGUCUGUAGGGAGCUUGGCUGUGGGGCUCCUUCAGUCCUCCAAGGGGCGCUCUAUGCAGGAGUAGAGGGGCCCAUGAGGACCAAAGAGUUCCAGUGUGAAGGCCAUGAGUCUGCUCUCCUGGACUGUGGAAGCUCAGGCUCAGCUAGAGACACCUGCUCAUCUGGCAAAUCUGUUGAACUCACAUGUUCAGAGCCUGAUGACGUCCGGUUGGUUGGAGGGGCCAGCCGCUGUGUCGGUAGACUACAGAUGAAACACAACAGAGAGUGGAGAGCGGUGGCAGUUGACUUCUCUAACUGGGACCUGAUGUCAGCAGCUGUAGUAUGCAGGCAGCUGGACUGUGGCUCUGCUCUUUCAACAGAAAGAAGAGAUGAUUUGCACAACCAAAAAGCAUGGAUAAUUGCAUCUCCCUGUAGUCCGUCUGAGUCUGCAGUCAGAGAGUGUGCAGUGUUAUCACCUUUGACACGUUAUUAUAGCCCGAUUCUCGGUUUGGAAGUCACCUGCUCAGAUAUUCUGGCUCGGCCAAACAUCUCCUUCUCUACCUACACUGACGGGGAUUCUGAGGCCAAGCAGCAGGGGCUUCAGGUCCUCAUGGGCUCCAACUUCACCAUCAGCUGCUCCAUCCUGCCACAGUAUCCAGGAGGCUCCUUCCAGCUUAUCUUCACCUCCUCCGACAUAACACAGAACUACACCUUGCCAGCUGUCAAUCACUCUGCCCAUUUCCUGUUCUCUGCUGCAGACCACACCCACCAAGGGAACUACAGCUGUGUUUAUCACAUCUAUGUUUUCUCCCACAACUUCUCUUCUGAGAGCCAGCCACUCCAUCUCACUGUCUCAGGUAACUUCUUAGAGAAUCUGGGCCCAACAGGGAAAUGUGACACAUGCAGGUUUGAAGUAGUAUUUAUCUGA
Molecule: messenger RNA, 2007 nt
Organism: Micropterus salmoides (largemouth bass)
Lineage: Eukaryota; Metazoa; Chordata; Actinopteri; Centrarchiformes; Centrarchidae
Product: scavenger receptor cysteine-rich type 1 protein M130-like
Exons: 8
Coding region: 1-2007 (668 amino acids)
Cellular component (GO): membrane
Source: RefSeq, a predicted model, not a curated record